Molecule: messenger RNA, 1594 nt
Organism: Oryza sativa Japonica Group (Japanese rice)
Lineage: Eukaryota; Viridiplantae; Streptophyta; Magnoliopsida; Poales; Poaceae
Source: RefSeq, a predicted model, not a curated record
UCUGGACCGUCCAUACGACAACCGACGGCUGGAUUUCCCUGGAAGGCCUUUAUAUGCGCUUCCAGACGCUACUCGAAGCAGGAAACCCACCACCGAAUUCGUCCGUACUCCUCCUCCUGCUUCCCCUCCGGCGACGGCGGCGCAGAUCUCCGGUUGGAAGUUAGGGUGUUCAUCUUGACACAAAAUCAUGCCGAAAUCAAACUGUACCGAAGCGAAAAUAAGAUAUGGAUUAGCUCUCCUUCCAAUUGAUUUAUCGUUCUGUCAAUAUUGAUCCGAAUACGAAAAUUUUAAGUGCUGUUAUUUUGAAGGUUUCGGAACCGGAAUUCGGAAUUGCAGUAGCAGUGGAUGCCUUUAUAAAUCAAGUUCUUGUCCUUGGCUUCAAAUACUCGAUGUGUUUCUUGGCUAAUCCUAAUCCCUAGCUGCUUGUGUGUUGCGUGUGCAAUUUCUGACCCUUUUGUGGUGGUGUAUAUCAACAGAGAAAUCUCUAGCUUUUUCAGCGGCGAAGCGAAUCCAUGGCCGAGCACCUCGCUUCCAUCUUUGGCACGGAGAAGGACCGCGUGAACUGCCCCUUCUACUUCAAGAUCGGCGCGUGCCGCCAUGGCGACCGAUGCUCCCGCCUGCACAACAAGCCGUCGGUCUCGCCGACGCUGCUGCUCUCCAACAUGUACCUGCGUCCGGACAUGAUCACCCCUGGAAUUGAUGCUCAGGGCAACCCCAUCGACCCUGAGAAGAUCCAGGCCGACUUCGAGGAUUUCUACGAGGACAUCUUUGAGGAACUCAGCAAGUACGGCGAGAUCGAGAGCCUCCACGUGUGUGACAACUUCGCCGACCACAUGAUCGGCAAUGUGUAUGUUCAAUUCAGGGAGGAGGAUCAGGCCGCCAGAGCGCUGCAGGCGCUGACGGGGCGGUACUACUCCGGCCGUCCUAUCAUUGUCGAGUUCUCGCCGGUGUCCGAUUUCCGGGAGGCCACCUGCCGGCAAUAUGAAGAGAACAGCUGCAACCGUGGUGGGUACUGCAACUUCAUGCACGUCAAGGAGAUCGGCAGAGACCUGAGGAAGAGGUUGUUUGGGCACCUGCAUAGGUCCCGGAGAAGCCAUAGCCAUGGCCGGAGCCGCAGCCCGAGCCCGUACCAUUACCGGAGGGACUAUGAUCGGAGGAGCUCAUCGCGGUCCAGGGACCACGACGAUUACUACCGUGGAGGUAGCCACGAUUACUACCGUGGAGGUAGCCGGAGGAGCAGCGAGAGGCACCGCAGCAGCUACGACAGCGAUGGCAGCAGGCGGCGGCACAGGUCCAGGACUAGGAGUCCUGUCAGGGAUGGUAGCGAGGAGAGGAGAGCUCAAAUUGAGCAGUGGAACCGUGAAAGGGAGGCUGCACAAGUGUGAUCUCUGGAUUAGUUGCUGUUUGCAAUGGCCCAUGUUUCUCAUCUUGUACUGGUAGCCCUAGAUUAAAUUAGCAUCAUAUCUUAUCUUAAUGAUCUGAGCUUGGAUGUACUCGAGAUUUUCCUUACUGAACUUGAAUUUUCUGUCAGAUGCAUGUGUUAACUGAACCUAUUUGGUGUUAAAUUAUAUUUGUACUGAUGGUUGUGUGCUUU